GCCCUCCCUCUCUCCACACCAGCAGAGCCUAUAAACAGACCGCUCGCUUGUUUAGAAGCGGCCGCUGUGUUCGUGCUCAUAGACGCAUUAAAGUUUAUUAGAGCGAGGCUGGAUGCCCCGUAAUCCGACGCGAUUUCACGUUUACGGACUUGAAGCUCGCUCUGCUCUCCAAGCUCCCAAACCUACUCGACACCCCUCCCCCCAUACCUCUUGCGGCAGAAGUAGAAAUGGCAAAUUUACUGGCACGUCGAUGAGGGGGGCUUCCUCGCGUGCAAGCGGCCAGGUCAACGUCGGACGAGCCAAUGCUUUCAGCAGUUUUGCCUUCCAAUACCUUGUCGGGAUUUGGCCGUGCCUUGUGUGGUUGGCUAGCUCUGCGUAGCGGUGGGGAGGAGAGAGGAGGCUUGCUGCUGCUGCUGCUGGUGGUGGGGUAGAGUCGUGAGGAGGUAGAGGUGGAGGGGAGGGGAGGUGUGGAGAGAGAGGAGGAGGCAAGUGGGGGGUUGGGGGUUAGGAAGGCUUUGCCACUGCCAGGGCUGCUGAUGUGACUGACGGCCUCGGCAUGUAAAUUCGUUUUCCGCCGUUCCGAAUCUCAGACGAGUAGCGGCUUUCCGAAGCGACACAGGAGCUUACCACUGGCUCCUCUCGACCGGCCACGAUGAAGUCUGUUUGUUUUUCGUGGCGUUUCUGUUUGUUUUUCCUCCUCUUAAAUACUGCUCCCUGUUUAGGAACCACCGGCCUUCAAGGGGGCCCUAUGGCAGACAGAGACGAGUGCGCCGAGAGCACGGACGACUGCCACAUCGACGCGAUCUGCCAGAACACGGCACAAGCGUACCGCUGCAUCUGCAAGCCGGGCUUCAAGGGAGACGGGACGCACUGCGAGGACAUCGACGAGUGCGACAGCGACUACACCGGCGGCUGCGUCCACGAGUGCAUCAACAUCCCCGGCAACUACCGGUGCACUUGCUACGAUGGGUUCAUGCUCGCCGAGGACGGCCACAACUGCUUCGACGUUGACGAGUGCGAGGUUAACAAUGGCGGGUGCCAGCACGUGUGCGUCAAUACCAUGGGCAGCUACGAGUGCCUGUGCAAAGAGGGCUUUUUCCUCAGCGACAACCAACACACCUGCAUCCACCGCUCCGAAGAAGGCAUGAACUGCAUGAACAAGGCCCACGGCUGCCAGCACAUCUGCAUCGAGACGCCCAAGGAGGGAGUGGCAUGCGAAUGCCGGCCAGGCUUUGAGCUGGCACGGAACAAGCGCGACUGUCUACUGACGUGUAACCACGGCAACGGAGGGUGCCAUCAUGCUUGUGACGACACGGAUGAUGGCCCUGUAUGCGGCUGCCACCAAAACUACGCACUGCACUCCGACGGGAAGACGUGUAUCGAUAACGUAGGCAGAAAGAGAGGAGAGGACAGGGUUUCCGAUGCAAGUCAAGCUGUGUUGGUGGGCAGGACAAGGCCAAGGCUUUUAACAAUUGAAAGGAGUGAGGCUGCUAUUGAGAGCACUGAGUUCAAUGCCACCUCGGUGGUUGAUGUGGACAAGCGGGGAACGCGUCGCCUGCUGAUGGAGACGUGCGCCAUCAACAACGGCGGCUGCGACCGCACCUGCAAGGACACCUCCACCGGAGUGCACUGCAGCUGCCCAGCCGGGUUCACGCUACAGCCAGACGGCAAAACUUGUAAAGACAUUGAUGAAUGUCAGCUGGGCAACGGUGGCUGUGACCACGUCUGCCGGAACACGGUGGGCAGCUUCGAGUGCAGCUGCCAGAAGGGCUACAAGCUCCUGACGGACGAACGUUCCUGCCAAGAUAUCGAUGAGUGCUCGUUUGACCGCGCGUGCGAUCACACGUGCAUCAACUACCCCGGCAGCUUCGAGUGCCGCUGCGAUCGUGGCUACACGCUCUACGCGCUCACGCACUGCGGAGACGUGGACGAGUGCAGCAUCAACAACGGCGGCUGCCAGCAGCAGUGCGUCAACGCCCCCGGCAGCUUUGAUUGCCGCUGCUGGGCCGGCUACAGGCUGCACUGGAACAAGAAGGACUGCAUCGAGGCCCAGCGGUGUUUGCCGACAAAAACGCCAGCCAAGGCCAUUCUGAGCUGCGGGAAGACUGGCGGCCAAGAAAGCUGUGCCCUUACGUGCCAGGCCAAGGCUCACUACACGUCCGAAUCGGAAAACAACUUCAUUUUCAGCUGCGGGGUGUCUCCUCCACCCGUCAAGGGCAGGGGAACGCAGGACACUGCUGCCCUCUCUGUCUGCUCAGACUCGGGAGACCGCGCCACGGUGAAGAGGAAAGCUCGCUUCGAGUUCCCCGCAGCGAAAUGCCGGCUGAGGCGUCGCAACCCGGGGAAGGUCAUGGACGGCUCCCUGAGACAGCCCGCCAUAGAGAACAGCCUCGUGAACUUCGUGAACCUCAAGUGCGACUCGACCAAGGGGAAGCCGAACCGCAAGGGGCGCAAGGCGCCCAACCUGGAGUCGAGGAUCACGGCCGAGUUUGAGAUCGAAGUGAGCGCAGAGGCGGCGACAGCCUCGUGCGACGUGCAGUGCGUCAAGAAGAAGACCGACAAGAAGCUGCGCAAGACCAUCCGCGCCCUCAAGAAGUCCAUCAACAAGGAGCAGUUCGUCGUGCGCUUCUCGGGCACCGACUACGAGGUGACGCGCAAGGCGCCCAAGAAGAGCGAGCGCCAGGGCCCCUGCAGCGCCGGCCAGGUGCCCACGGACGGCAAGUGCGUGAGCUGCAGGCCCGGCACAUUCUACAGCGGCGCGCAGGAGAAGUGCCUGUCAUGCUCGCCGGGCACGUACCAGGACAAGGAGGGCCAGCUGGCGUGCGAGCCCUGCCCCGGCACCGACGUCAAGGGCCUACUGGGCGUGCUGGGCGCCCGCAACAUCUCCGAGUGUGCGGGGAAGUGUCCCCCGGGGCAGUUUUCAGCGGACGGGUUCCGCCCGUGCCAGCACUGCCCGCUGGGGACGUACCAACCCGAGGCGGGCCGCUCUUCCUGCUUCUUGUGCGGAGGGGGCCUCAUGACCAAGUUUGAGGGCUCCACCGCCUUCCAGGACUGCGAGACCAGAGUGCACUGUUCGCCGGGACACUAUUAUGACAGCGGGACGCACCGCUGCGUGCGCUGCCCCAUCGGGACCUACCAGCCCGAGUUCGGACAGAACUUCUGCGUGGGAUGCCCCGGGAACACCACCACCGACUUCGACGGCUCCACCAACGUGACGCAGUGCAAAAACACGCUGUGCGGCGGGGAGCUGGGCGAGUUCACCGGUUUCAUCGAGUCGCCCAACUACCCGGGCGACUACCCCUCCAACGUGGAGUGCACGUGGAACAUCAGCCCGCCGCAGAACCGGCGCAUCCUCAUCGUGGUGCCCGAGAUCUUCCUGCCGAUCGACGACGAGUGCGGGGACUACCUCGUCAUGAGGAAAACCGCCUCGCCGUACUCGGUGACCACCUACGAGACGUGCCAGACGUACGAGCGGCCCAUCGCCUUCACCUCCCGCUCGCGCCGCCUCUGGGUGCAGUUCAAGUCCAACGAGGGCAACAGCGCCAAGGGCUUCCAGGUCCACUACGUGACGUACGACGAGGACUACCAGGAGCUAAUUGAAGACAUCGUUCGUGAUGGGAGGCUAUACGCAUCAGAAAAUCACCAGGAAAUACUCAAGGAUAAAAAUUUGAUCAAGAUUCUGUUCGAGGUGCUGGCGCACCCGCAGAACUACUUCAAAUACACGAAGGCGGACUCCAAAAAGAUGUUCCCGCAGUCCUUCAUUAAGUUCCUGCACUCCAAAGUGUCGCGGUUCCUGAGGCCCUACAAAUAACGUGCCGGCGGCCGCAGGGGAAGCACUGCACCUUCUCUUUUGAGUGACAGCUGGAACAACCCUUGCCUUCUGCUCGCCGGAUGAAGCUACGCGUGCUAAUGAUGGGUUCGGGGGGGUGGGGGGGGGGUUCGGGGGGGGGGGGGUGUGAACCGCCCCCACCGCCACCCCCCCCGUCACCCCCACACACACCUACGUCCUGAGCGGAUUUUGACUUUUUGUCUUCUAACUCGAGCAGUGCUUCGACACCUAACUAGAGCUUCGGCAAGUUCACCCGAGGCAGAAAACGGCUCUCCCUCUCUUGCCCGGCUAACGGCGGCUGCUGCUGUGCAUUUGUUAACACUUCGUAGAACUCUCUCGGCCUUGUUAUGCAAGUUGUUCGCCCGAAGACAUCCCAAGAAAGUCCAGUGUUUUAAAAAGAAACAAUAAGAAGAAGAAGAAAACUUAAGAUUUAAAAAAAAAGGCUAAAU
Petromyzon marinus (sea lamprey) is the source of this 4278-nucleotide messenger RNA. Its product is annotated as signal peptide, CUB and EGF-like domain-containing protein 2. The record is from RefSeq and is a predicted model, not a curated record. Gene Ontology annotation, cellular component: cell surface. Gene Ontology annotation, biological process: signal transduction. Gene Ontology annotation, molecular function: calcium ion binding. NCBI's taxonomy places the organism in Eukaryota, Metazoa, Chordata, Hyperoartia, Petromyzontiformes, Petromyzontidae.